Messenger RNA from Diaporthe batatas, 321 nucleotides. RefSeq lists its product as uncharacterized. The coding region runs from base 1 to 321 and encodes 106 amino acids. The record is from RefSeq and is a predicted model, not a curated record. Lineage: Eukaryota; Fungi; Ascomycota; Sordariomycetes; Diaporthales; Diaporthaceae. The transcript has a single exon.
AUGGGGCCGGGUAGGCUAGCCUGGUGGGAAGGCUCAAGGGUCUUGGCCGGGUCAUGCUGGCUGGCUGGUCCACCACACCACACCACUAUCCGUACCUGCCCUAUCCCUCAUCGCCUCCUCGUGCUGCUGCCUCCCCCGUGGACACAAGACCUUCCCUGCAUCGGCCCCAGCUUUCAGCAACGGCAGCAGCACCAGCAAGAGCACGAGCACGAGCAAGGCACUGCCCCACAGAUCAACCUCGGUCACAAGCACGCGCACACACACCAUACUCCAUACACACACGGCACACGGCACACGGUUUGCGCUGGGCCUGGCUGCUAG